AUGGCACUUUCUCUCCUCACGCUCAAGCGCACCCACACGUUGCUCGAGAGCCGGGUUACCGGGGAUGAGAAGUGGAUUCUCUACUCUAACGCUCACUGGCGUGCUCAAUGGGUUGACAAAGGUGCGGAUGUAGAAGACUUCCCUAAACCCAACGUACACGCCAAGAAGGUUCUGCUCUGCAUCUGGUGGAGCGUCCACGGUGUCGAAUACUGGGAGCUGCUAGACGAAGUACAGUGA
Messenger RNA from Haemonchus placei, 237 nucleotides. The record is from the annotation of a GenBank genome assembly. NCBI's taxonomy places the organism in Eukaryota, Metazoa, Nematoda, Chromadorea, Rhabditida, Trichostrongylidae.